AAAGUGAGCAUGAUAUUGUUUGCAUAUUUUCUAAGAAAAUUUUGUUCUAAUUCCAAUUAUAAUAAUUUCUUUAUAAAUAAACUAUUCGACAGAAAAUUGAAAAAUGUCAAAUAAUCUGCCAUCACAUGGUGGCACGAUAAAUUCAAUUGAUUCUUCAUCAUCCAAAAAUUCAUUACAUAAUCAUAUGAGAAAUAUAACGGGUUCGACGACAUCUAAUAUGCCUGGUAAUUUACAUAAUCCUACAUCUAAUCAUCAACAACCACCACAAUCAUCAUCAUCAUCAUCAUCAUUAGCCAGCUCAAGUAAUAUUAAUGGUCCAUUACCGGAUAAUGAAUAUGAAUUUCCAUAUUGUGAAGAUGUUAAUAAAUAUACAAAAAUGAACAAAAUUGGACAAGGAACGUUUGGCGAAGUAUUCAAAGCUAAACACAGUAAAACAAGAAAAUUAGUUGCAUUGAAAAAAGUCCUUAUGGAAAAUGAAAAAGAAGGUUUCCCAAUAACAGCCUUACGUGAAAUAAAAAUUCUGCAAUUACUAAAACAUGAAAAUGUCGUGAAUUUAAUUGAAAUCUGCCGCACAUCUUCAACUGAUUCGAAUUAUAAGGCAACAUUUUAUCUGGUUUUUGAUUUCUGUGAACAUGAUCUUGCCGGUCUUUUAUCCAACAUUUCAGUCACAUUUAAUCUGGGAGAGAUAAAAAAAAUUAUGCAACAAUUACUGAAUGGUCUAUUCUUUAUCCACAAACAAAAAAUUCUACAUCGUGAUAUGAAAGCGGCCAAUAUUUUAAUCACUAAAAAUGGUGUACUUAAAUUGGCUGAUUUUGGCCUAGCAAGAGCCAUAUCUGAUAUCCGUAGUGAUCGAUAUACGAAUAGAGUUGUCACCUUAUGGUACAGGCCACCAGAACUGUUAUUAGGUGCAAGAAAUUAUGGUCCACCAAUCGAUUUAUGGGGUGCAGGUUGUAUAAUGGCCGAAAUGUGGACUCGUAUUCCCAUUCUACAAGGAAAUACCGAAUUAGCUCAAUUACAAAUGAUCACUCAAUUAUGUGGAUCAAUAACACCUGAAGUAUGGCCUGGUGUUGAAAAACUUGAACUUUUUAAUAAGAUGGAUUUAGGUAAAAAUCAACGCCGAAGAGUGAAAGAAAAAUUGAAACCUUUUAUCAAAUGUGAUUGUGCAUUGGAUUUACUGGAUAAAUUAUUGAUUUUGGAUCCAACUAAACGACUUGAUUCGGAUAGUGCACUUAAUCAUGAUUUUUUCUGGACCGAUCCAAUGCCACAAGAUCUUGGCAAAUUAUUAUCCAAAUAUACAAGUUCAAUGUUUGAAUUUACAACACCACGUCGUCGUGCAGCACCACAAGCACAGCAAGGUGGUGGUCCAUCAGCACCGGGUCCACAUGUAUAUCAUCCAGGUCAUCAUCCGGGUGGUCAUCAACGUGGUCCACCUGGCCGUAUGGGAGCACAGAAUUCCGGUGGCCAAUAUAUUGACCGUGUAUUUUAGCCCAAAAGAGAGAUACAUAGCAAAUUUUUUUUUUAUUGUAAAAAACAUGUCCAUAACUAAAGCUAAUUAUUAUUAUGAUCAUUUUUAUUGAAAAUAAAAUUAAAUACCAUUUGAUA
Molecule: messenger RNA, 1602 nt
Organism: Dermatophagoides farinae (American house dust mite)
Lineage: Eukaryota; Metazoa; Arthropoda; Arachnida; Sarcoptiformes; Pyroglyphidae
Product: cyclin-dependent kinase 9
Biological process (GO): protein phosphorylation
Cellular component (GO): nucleus
Molecular function (GO): cyclin-dependent protein serine/threonine kinase activity; ATP binding; RNA polymerase II CTD heptapeptide repeat kinase activity
Source: RefSeq, a predicted model, not a curated record